AUGAGUACUUUCAAACAACGACAAAGUAUUGCCAAUUUGUUGCUGGGAACAAAUAUGGAUGUUGACGAAGAUACUCAUCGAGUGAUUUUCGUUUCCAACUGUUCCAUCGAGAAACUUCCGGAUAAGGUGAUCCUGCACAUCUUUUCCUACCUAAGCCACUUGGAGAUAUGUCGUAUGGCGAUGGUAUGCCGCCGUUGGCGCACGAUCGCCUACAACACGCAGCUGUGGAAGAACGUUUCGCUGCGACCGGAAGUGUCAGGGCUGCACGUUGGCUCGCUGGAGUCGCUGCUGUCGCUGAUUUCUGUCCGCUUUGGUCCAUCAUUGCGUUACAUUGAACUGCCCAUCGAACUGAUCACCCACACCGUGCUGCACGAACUGUCGUCCAAGUGUCCGAACCUUACCCACAUGCUGCUGGACUUUUCGACUGCCAUGCAGUUGCAUGAUUUUAGCGAAAUGCAAGCCUUCCCGGCCAAGCUUCGGUACAUGUGCAUCUGUCUGUCGGAAGUUAUCUUCAUGGAAGGUUUUAUGCGUAAAAUCUACAACUUUAUCAACGGGCUCGAGGUGCUGCAUUUGAUCGGCACGUAUGAAAAGUGUGAAGAGGAAGAGGAGGAAAUCUACGAGGUCAUCAACGUGCAUAAGCUGAAGUCCGCCACACCGAACCUGCGCGUUAUCAACCUGUACGGAAUCAACUUUAUCGACGACUCUCACAUCGAUGCGUUCAGCUCCAACUGUAUCCAGCUCGAGUGUCUGGCCGUCAACUACUGCAACAAGGUCACCGGUUCCACGCUGAAGGCGCUGCUGGCCAGAUCGAAGCAGUUGAAGUGUCUGCUGAUGAACGGUACGAGCCUGAAGUCGGAGUAUGUAAUGCAGGCGGAAUGGGACAAGUGUUCCGUGCAAGAGUUAGAUAUCUCGGGCACCGAUCUUUCCUCCGAGUGCCUGAUCGAUGUGCUGACGAGAAUUCCAACGCUCCGUUUCCUGAGCGCUGGCCAGAUCAAUGGGUUCAACGAUUCUGUCCUUAAGGCAUGGAUGGAGGGCGGUAACCCGAAAACUUUGAUCGCACUCGAUCUCGACUCAUCCGAUAACAUCUCUGACGAGGCGUUGGCUCGCUUCAUCACGCGCUACGGAGCGCAGCUGCAAGCGUGCGUCUUGUCUGGGAUGACUCACAUUACCGAUCAGCUGUGGAUGACGAUCCUACCGAUCCUGACAAACAUUCGCAUCAUUGUGAUGGGUACCACGGAACGUCUGAGCGGUAACAUCCACGUUGAUCAGCUAAUGGAUACGAUUGGAUCGCACUGUACGAAGCUGGAGCGACUGGAACUACGCUGGGAUCCGGAAAAUCUGCGGUUCUCGGACAAGAGCCAGAAAGCGAUCGAUCUUUUGCGUGUCAAAUGUCUAAAGCUACGCUGCCUCGUUCUCAACGACGGUCGUUACUAUGAGACGGUGAAGGCCAAUUUCGAACGUGCCGAUCGUACGACUGUCGUACGCACUACGACGAGCUGCCGCGUGUCAGCCUACCACGUGCUCAGCAAUUACAACGAUUUGAUUUUUAAUUGAAGGAAAUACUGAAACUUGCCCCAUGUUUCGAGCAAGCGUUCAGAUAAGCUAACAAAAGUGUGUUUUUCGUGAUUGUUGUUAUUUGAUUUUUUAUGUUGUUAGAGGAACCUCGCUUCAGUGGGUAAAUAUUUCAAAUAUAUUAUUCAAAUAAAUGCUGUUA
Anopheles coustani is the source of this 1714-nucleotide messenger RNA. It is a transcript of the gene FipoQ, whose product is annotated as F-box/LRR-repeat protein 7. The coding region runs from base 1 to 1554 and encodes 517 amino acids. The transcript has 4 exons. Lineage: Eukaryota; Metazoa; Arthropoda; Insecta; Diptera; Culicidae. Gene Ontology annotation, biological process: positive regulation of protein ubiquitination; SCF-dependent proteasomal ubiquitin-dependent protein catabolic process. Gene Ontology annotation, cellular component: SCF ubiquitin ligase complex. The record is from RefSeq and is a predicted model, not a curated record. Gene Ontology annotation, molecular function: protein binding.